GCCGUGGAUUCGCGGCGGGGCCAACUCCGUGGCGCAGGCGGCGGCGGAGCGCAAGGCGCCCGCGGCGGAUCCAGCUGCCGCCGCACCAUGCCCGCGCCCACCUCCGGGCAGCCGCCGCGCGCCGCCGUGGCCCCGGCAGCGGAGGAUGCCAGGCGCCCGGCAGAGGCCAGGGCAGCGGCGGCGGCGGCGCGAUGGUGGUGACCACCUCUGCCCGAGGCGGCGGCGGGGACCGCGCGCCCUCCCGGCGAAGGGGCUGCGGGCUGGCGCCGGCCGGGGCCGCGGCGCUGCUGGCCGGGGCGAGCUGCCUGUGCUACGGCCGCUCCCUGCAGGGCGAGUUCGUGCACGACGACGUGUGGGCGAUCGUGAACAACCCCGACGUGCGACCCGGCGCCCCGCUGCGCUGGGGCAUCUUCACCAACGACUUCUGGGGCAAGGGCAUGGCCGAGAACACCAGCCACAAGUCCUACCGGCCGCUCUGCGUCCUCACCUUCAAACUGAACAUAUUUCUGACUGGCAUGAACCCAUUCUACUUUCAUGCAGUAAAUGUAAUUUUACACUGCUUGGUAACUCUUGUGCUGAUGUACACCUGCGAUAAAACUGUCUUCAAGAACCGUGGACUCGCUUUUAUUACGGCAUUGCUCUUUGCUGUACAUCCUGUUCACACCGAGGCAGUGGCUGGGAUUGUUGGCAGAGCCGACGUGUUAGCGUGUCUGCUGUUUCUAUUGGCCUUUCUCUCCUACAAUAGGAGUCUGGAUCAGUGCUGUGUUGGGGAGUGCUUCCCUCCCACAGCUUCUCCCUUCUUCCUGCUGCUCAGUUUGUUUCUGGGGACCUGCGCGAUGCUGGUGAAGGAGACGGGCAUCACAGUGUUUGGAGUGUGCUUGGUUUAUGACCUCUUUUCCCUCUCCCACAAGCAGGAUAAAGCGAGCAACGGGGCCCUCCAUCCGCACAGCGCACAGCAGCCCGUGAGCCCCCAUCGGGAGAACGGGAAGCAGCAGCGGUUUUCUCACAGAGGAGCUUGGGGUGGCUGCCACUCCCCACUGCCAGCAGAACCCAAGAGCAGUGGAUUCCCGGUGUCCCCGCGAGCUGUGAGGUCCCUGAUGAGGUAUCUGACAGCAAGCAGCAAUAGAAAUUUCCUGCUUACCAUGAGACCAUUUUUAAAAAGGGCCAUUUUGGUCAUCAGUUAUGUGAUUGUCAUCUUGUACCUCCGUCUGUGGAUAAUGGGAGGAUCUAUGCCCCUCUUUUCAGAGCAGGAUAAUCCAGCUUCAUUUUCACCUUACAUCCUUACAAGAUUCCUUACCUAUUCCUACCUCUUGGCCUUCAACACAUGGCUGCUGCUUGCACCUGUUACCCUGUGCUACGACUGGCAGGUCGGCAGUAUUCCUCUGGUAGAGACCUUAUGGGACGUGAGGAACUUAGCCACCAUCUUUCUGGCAGUUGUGAUGACCUUAUUGAGCCUGCACUGCUUAGCAGCCUUCAAGAGACUGGAGCACAAGGAAGUUUUAGUGGGCUUGUUGUUCCUGGUGUUCCCGUUCAUUCCAGCCAGCAAUCUCUUCUUCAGGGUGGGUUUUGUGGUGGCCGAGAGAGUCCUUUACAUGCCUAGCAUGGGUUACUGCAUCCUUUUUGUGCAUGGACUAAGCAAGCUCUGCACCUGGCUAAAUCGAUGUGGGGCCACCACCUUGAUUGUGUCCACCGUGUUGUUGCUGUUGCUUUUCUCGUGGAAAACUGUGAAGCAGAAUGAAAUUUGGCUAUCGAGAGAGUCCCUAUUCAGGUCUGGCGUUCAAACUCUGCCUCACAAUGCCAAGGUUCACUACAACUAUGCCAAUUUUCUGAAGGACCAGGGUCGGAACAGAGAAGCAAUCUACCACUACAGAACGGCCCUCAAGUUGUAUCCACGCCAUGCAAGUGCGCUGAACAACCUUGGAACACUAACUAGAGACACGGCAGAGGCGAAGAUGUACUAUCAAAGGGCUCUCCAGCUACACCCACAGCAUAACCGGGCUCUUUUCAAUCUUGGGAAUCUCCUUAAGUCCCAGGAGAAAAAAGAAGAAGCUAUCACCUUACUGAAGGAUUCCAUUAAGUACGGUCCAGAGUUUGCAGACGCAUAUUCAAGCCUAGCUUCGUUAUUGGCUGAGCAGGAAAGAUUUAAGGAAGCUGAAGAAAUAUACCAGGCUGGAAUAAAAAACUGUCCAGAGAGCUCAGAUUUACACAACAACUAUGGGGUCUUCUUAGUUGAUUCUGGCUCUCCAGAGAAGGCAGUGACUCAUUACCAGCAAGCAAUCAAACUUAGCCCAAGCCAUCACGUGGCCAUGGUGAACCUGGGGAGACUCUACAGGUCGUUGGGAGAGAACAGCAUGGCUGAAGAAUGGUACAAACGUGCCUUGCAGGUGGCACACAAAGCUGAGAUAUUGUCACCUUUGGGAGCGCUGUAUUACAACACCGGCCGAUAUGAAGAGGCUUUGCAGGUCUACCAGGCAGCUGCAGCACUUCAGCCUUCUCAAAGGGAGCUCCGCCUGGCACUGGCUCAGGUUUUGGCUGUGAUGGGUCAGACGAAAGAAGCUGAAAAAAUGACCAAUCACAUUGUGUCAGAGGAGACUGGAUGCCUUGAAUGUUACCGCCUCUUGUCAGCAAUCUACAGCAAGCAGGAGCAGCACGACAAGGCACUCAAUGCUAUAGACAAGGCUCUCCAGCUUAAACCAAAGGACCCAAAAGUAGUAUCUGAACUUUUCUUCACAAAAGGAAAUCAACUACGAGAGCAGAACCUUCUUGACAAAGCUUUUGAGAGCUAUAAAGCAGCUGUGGAACUAAAUCCAGAUCAAGCGCAAGCCUGGAUGAACAUGGGUGGAAUCCAACACAUCAAGGGAAACUACGUGUCUGCAAGGGUUUAUUACGAGAGAGCCUUACAGCUGGUUCCAGACAGCAAACUGCUGAAGGAAAAUCUUGCCAAAUUGGAUCGCCUAGAAAAACGAUUACAAGAAGUUCGAGAAAAGGAUCAGACAUAAAGCAUUUGACCCAGUCUCAUGGGACAAUCCUGAUGCCUCUGAAAGAGGGGAAAGGGACAGAGGCCUUUCUUCUUUCACAUCAGCAGAGGCACAACCGGUGAAGCUCCCUGUCAGUCCAAGUUCGGUGUGGCACAGUCUGGGACAUCUGCUGGUAACCCAGUGCUGAAGGACCUACAUGUCCGUGAAAGAAGACAGGCAGAGCAAGCAAGGACAAGAAGGUCUGAGAGGAAAGGAAAACAACAACCACACAUUUUACAGAUUUUUGUUUGGGUUAACUCCAGAUUUCCGUUGAUAUAUGUCUGUGCUUUGACAACCUGGAGAUCUAAUUCCAUUUCUUAGUUUAGACUUUUAUGUCCCAGAAAUAUAGAAGCUUGAAAUGCUAUGAAAGCAGAGCUUCUAUUCUUUUGGGGAUGAGAUAUUUCAAAGAGGGGAAAAAUCAUCCGGGGGAAAUUCUACCAAGAGUUGGAUCAUUUUAUUCUCCAAAACCAGAAAUGACCAUCUAAUAGCUUUUGUAAAACCUUCUGGAAUAUGUGGGGCAAAGGGCUAUUAAGUGAGCUUUAUCUAAUAUCUCCUUAAGGAUAUUACUAGAGCCCUUUUGAGGAGUAAAUACCACUCUGAAGCAAGUUUUUCCCAUGCCUAAUAUAUUAAAAGGGAAACUUCUGGAAUUGUUUAGGGGUAUUUUUAUCCCUAGGGGAAAUUAAGGAGUUUGGUACCCCUAACUCUUUAUGGAAAUGUUUAAAAUUAUUUUAAUUUUAUUACAAGUAUUACUAGAGUAGUGGUUCUACUCUAAGAUUUCAAAAGUGCAUUUAAAAUCAUAAAUGUUCCUGCCUCCAAAUAUAUUGUUAUUUUGGUGGAGAAAAAAAUAGUAUAUUCUACAUAAAAAUAUUAAAGAUAUUAACUGAUGGAAAUGUCCUACUUUACUAUCUUAAUGUUCAGACAUCAUGAGAUUUAUUUUUUUGAAAAAUAUAUUUAACCAUUGAGGAAUCUUUACAAUAGAUCACAGAAAUCUUCAUAGACUCUAGGCAGAGAGAGAGCUCUAUUUAUUUGUCUUCAUACGCUUAAUGAGAAUUCUGUGCUUAGAACACUAGUGAUUGAAAUCCAGAGUUCUUUCUUAUUUGUAAUUUUGAGAAUUUCAUGGAGAAUGCUUUAAAAAUCUAGGGGAAAACGUCUAAAUUCAUAAUUUAAAAUAUAUAUAUUUAUAUUUAAAAGAUAGGGAAGGCAAAGUUGAACUCAUGA
Cynocephalus volans (Philippine flying lemur) is the source of this 4235-nucleotide messenger RNA. It is a transcript of the gene TMTC1, whose product is annotated as transmembrane O-mannosyltransferase targeting cadherins 1. The record is from RefSeq and is a predicted model, not a curated record. Gene Ontology annotation, molecular function: mannosyltransferase activity; protein binding. The coding region runs from base 192 to 2999 and encodes 935 amino acids. Gene Ontology annotation, biological process: protein O-linked glycosylation via mannose. The transcript has 20 exons. Lineage: Eukaryota; Metazoa; Chordata; Mammalia; Dermoptera; Cynocephalidae.